AUGUCCACUGAUCAUCACGUCCCGCAGCAACGCUUCCACUCCACUCUAGCUUCCGUCAAACCCGACGACCAGCCCCAGUUGAUGGCCAGUCAGCACGCGCAAUCCAUCCAGAACAACCCCUCCCAUCUCUCCCAAAGCCAACAAGACCUUCUCGUCGCCGCCUUGACCUCCCAAGCCGGUGCGAGACACGCUCACUCGGCCAGCGCUCAGCAAUCACCCUCCCAUCCCGCCCUCCACCACCACCCCGCAGACAUGAACGGAACGAUCCACGACAGCGCGCUGUACAUCAGCCCUCAACAGGCCACUUUCGACGACUUCAACGACUCCUACUCCCCUGACCUCGACUUCGCCGACGGGGAUGGCUUCGACUUCGACAAUGCCGACCUUGGCGGCGAGAUGAUUGGCAGCCUCCCCGGCUCUUCGGGCGAUUUGCAUGAAAAGCGAAAGAACUCCGAUGAGCUGGGCGAGGACGACAAAGGCGACGCCAAGCGACAAGAGACGCAAGAAGGCGAAAAGGUCGCGAAGAAGCCAGGCCGGAAGCCAUUGAUGAGCGAGCCCACUACCGUAAGGACCCUCACGCUUCUCUUCCCCACCAGUGUAUCGCCAGGCGCAAUGCUAACUACUAGCCUCCUCCAGAAACGGAAAGCCCAGAACCGAGCCGCACAGCGCGCCUUCCGCGAGCGCAAAGAACAGCAUGUCAAAGACCUCGAGACCAAGGUGACGGAACUGAGCAAAGCAAAGGAAGCCGACCGACAGGAGAACGGGGUGUUGAAGGCGCAAGUCGAGCGGCUUCAGAACGAGCUCCGCGAAUACCGGAAGCGCCUUUCCCUGAACGCCGGAUCUGCCGUCAAUCGCUCGCCGACGUUGAACGGGCAAGCCUCUUCUCGAAGCAAUAGCAACCCCUCCGCAAAUGGCAACGGCUUCAACUUCGAUUUCCCUCAGUUCGGUGCUCUGCCGACAAGCCAGUUCUUCACCAAUCCCACUUCCUCCGUUCCGCAGCGCAACAGUGCAACACCGCCGGGCACCAACUCGCCGGUCGGCGGCAAUUUCAACAACCCGACUCAGCAGGUGCAGCCCACUUCCCGACAGAGCAGUGUCGGCCUGAUAAGCAUGAGCCCUGCGAGUAUGAAUGGCAAUGGUACGCACAGCCCGGCACAGAACGCGAGCCUCGGCCAGUCUUUCGCCACAUACAGUACCGCCGACAACAUGCAUGGCUUUGGCAGUACACUGCCUCAAAUGAACACUGCCGGCGAUCCUUUCGGCGAUCUCUUCAGCCCUGGUCUGCUGCAAACCGCACGCAAGAAUAGCAAUCCCAGCUACUUCGCGAACUCGGCGGUUCCCAACGGCAAUACCGGCAACAUGCCCACUGAAUUGAAUGGUGGUGAGAGUACAGCAGGGUUGAACCUGAACCGCGUGUUCCAGUUCAACAGCAACAGCAACAGCAACGCCAGCGAUAGCGCCUCGCCCAGCGCCAGCUCCGGGAGCCAAUGGAAUGGACAGGCGAACAGUUCGUGCGGCACCUCGCCCGAGCCAUCGCAUGGCAGUCCAGGGCAGAAGAACCUGGACAAAAUGAACACCACCCGCCACACAUCCCCCCUUGCCAACAUGGACGGAGGAGCGAUGACCUUGCCCAGCACUGACUACAGCCUGCCAUCCGUCAACACCUUCGACCCCGUGCUCUUUGGCGACUACCGAGACAGCCAAGACGCCAUCGUCGGCGGUGGCGACUUCACCGGUGGCUUCUUCGAUGACAGCCUGCACUCCUUCGACUAUGCCUCUCCCACCAACCUCUUUGGCAUCCUUCAAACUCCCAAAUCCUCCCACGACACUCUCAGCGUCAAUGGCAGCGCAACGGCGAACGCACCCACUCCCAGCUCAAAUCUCAUGGCCGAAAUGGACAAGGCUCGAGACGGCGAUUACAGCGACCCAUCCCCGCCAGUCAAGAUGGAGAACGCGCUGAUGCCGCAAGCGAAGUCUGACGACGGCAAAUACAUCAGCUGCAACAACAUUUGGACGCAACUCCAAAGCAAUCCCGAUUUCCAAGAUGGGAAAUUCGACCUCGACAGCCUGUGCUCCGAACUCAAAACCAAGGCGCGCUGCUCCGAGUCGGGCGUCAUGAUUGAGCAGCAGUACGUCAAUGCGGCCCUGCGCAAGCUGGGCUCCAAGGACGAGAAGGGGAAUCUCUUUGAGCCGCCGAAAUACCUGCUGGUGGAGCAGGAUAGUUUCGAGCAGGCUUUGAAGAGGUAUGGCGGGGGCGCGUAA
Molecule: messenger RNA, 2262 nt
Organism: Neohortaea acidophila
Lineage: Eukaryota; Fungi; Ascomycota; Dothideomycetes; Mycosphaerellales; Teratosphaeriaceae
Product: transcription factor PAP1-domain-containing protein
Exons: 2
Coding region: 1-2262 (753 amino acids)
Cellular component (GO): RNA polymerase II transcription regulator complex
Molecular function (GO): transcription cis-regulatory region binding; DNA-binding transcription activator activity, RNA polymerase II-specific
Source: RefSeq, a predicted model, not a curated record